CCCCCCUUCCCUCGGCGGGGCCGGCGCCGGUUUACGUAACGCCUCUCCGGGCGAAUUCCGGCUCGGUCCCGCCGCCUGAGUCGGGACGGGUCGCCAGAGGCCCCGGCAGGUCCUGCUGGGGAUUUGCAUCUGGCUUCAAUGUGAAAUUAAGGUAGAAAAAUGCACACAAACAUGUGUUUCCUGUUAAGAUUUAGUGUACUCAGUGGUUAUGCCUGAAGAGUGGGUCUUGUCUUUAGACGGAUAACUGCCAGGAAAUAUAAAUGAUUGUCCUAGAAGUCAAGCUUCUCUCCUCCUUACUGGAGUGAAAAAAAAUCCACCUCCAGGUUCCCACGGAAUAUCAUCUGCAGAAAAUGCAUCAUGUUCUAAGGAUGACAGCCACCUAGAUUCAUGCACCCAAUCUAUACAGUUGUUGUGGAUGGUUUGCCAUCUGAAAGCUCCUCAAGCUCCUGUCUGGGCCCUGUACCUGUUUCUGAAAUGUCUCUGCUUCAUGCUUUGGGCCCAGUGCAGACCUGGCUGGGACAAGAGCUAGAAAAAUGUGGCAUUGAUGCCAUGAUUUAUACUCGCUAUGUCCUCAGUCUUCUGCUGCAUGAUAGUUAUGACUACGACCUACAGGAACAGGAGAAUGACAUCUUCCUGGGCUGGGAAAAAGGAGCUUACAAGAAAUGGGGAAAAAGUAAGAAAAAAUGCUCUGAUCUAACACUAGAAGAAAUGAAAAAACAGGCUGCUGUUCAGUGUCUUCGCUCUGCUUCUGAUGAAAGCUCUGGGAUUGAGACUUUAGUGGAAGAGCUCUGCUGCAGACUGAAGGAUCUCCAGAGUAAACAAGAAGAGAAGAUUCAUAAGAAACUUGAGGGCUCUUUGCCUCCUGAAGUUGAUUUAUCUCCUGCGGCAAAGGAUCAAGUGGAAAUGUACUAUGAAGCAUUUCCACCUCUUUCCAAGAAACCAGUUUGCCUGCAAGAAAUUAUGACUGUAUGGAAUAAAUCCAAAAUUUGUUCUUACUCCAGCUCCUCCUCUUCUUCUACUGCCCCACCAGCUAGCACAGAUACAUCAUCGUCUCCCAAGGACUGCAUUAGUGAAAGCGAAGUAUCUAAAGAGAGAAACAGUAACAAAGGACCUGCUGCCAUACAUGAGAGAGCCUCACAGAAAAAGGAUAAAGAUGAAAAAGAGAACAAGUUUGGAAGCAGCACUGUGGAAGAGAAACCCGCUUUAUACAAAAAGCAAGUCCGGCAUAAAUCUGAGGGAAAGCUACGUCCUCGAUCUUGGUCUUCUGGCUCUAGUGAAGGAGGUUCCAACUCUAGCGGUAAUCAAGGUGAAUUAAAAGCAACCACCAAAUGUGUUAAAGUAAGGCAUAAAACAAGGGAGGUUCGGAGCAAAAAAGGACGAAAUGGGCAAAGCAGGCAUUUGGUAAAAGCCAGCGAGAAGGCUGAAAGGAAAAUCCAAGGUGGCGGCAGCAGCAGCAGCAGCAGCGGAUCUAUCAGACAACUGUGUAAAAGGGGGAAAAGGCCAUUCAAAGAAACUGGAAGGAAAGACGCCGGGAACUAUGAGGGAAGAGAGCUAUAUUUUGAUAGCAGAAAUGAAAAGGAAUAUAAAGAAGAGCCCUUGUGGUAUACUGAGCCAAUAACAGAAUAUUUUCUUCCCCUGAGUAGGAAAAGUAAGCUUGAGACAACGUACCGCAGCAGGCAAGAUGCAUGUGAGAGAACAUCCGAGGCUGUAGAAGAAUUAGCUGAAUCAGUGCAAGGUCUUUGCAUUAGCAACAAUAAUAUUAAUAAAACAUACCUCGCGGCAGGUACUUUCAUCGAUGGCCAUUUUGUGGAAAUGCCUGCAGUUCUAAAUGAGGAUAUUGGCCUCACUAGGACCUCAAUGUGUUCUCAACCAGAGGACGACACUCACUCAGAUGGUGUUCAUCUGUCAGAACUAACACACUUCUAUGAAGUGGAUAUUGACCAAUCCAUGUUGGAUUCUGGUGCCUCAGGCAAGAUGCAAGGAGAGAGUCGGAUUUUGAAUAUGAUUCGGCAGAAAAGUAAAGAGGGGGCUAACUUUGAGGCAGAAUGUUGCAUAGUAUUUGAUGGGAUGGAGUUGCAAGGGGAAAGUGCAAUAUGGGCGGAUUCAGCCACCUCUGUUGGUGCUGAAGGGUGGUUCUUGCAAGAUCUUAGUAAUUUAGCUCAAUUUUGGGAGUGCUGUUCAUCUUCUAGCUCUGGUGAUGCAGAUGGGGAGAGCUUUGAAGGAGAUUCUCCUGUUAGACUUUCCCCUCCCUUAGACAGCACAAUGCUUAAUUCACACAUGCUUGCAGGCAAUCAAGAGCUGUUUUCAGAUACUAAUGAAGGGUCUGGUUUAAAUUCUUUUUCAGUGUUUGAAGUGCAAUGCAGUAAUUCUGUCUUACCAUUUCCUUUUGAAAAACUCAGUUUGGGAAAUGAAAAUACAGAUUCUAGUAGCAAUGUUGGUAUGUUUGGGAAAACACAGUCGAGAUUGUUAAUAUGGACCAAAAAUAGUGCCUUUGAUGAAAAUGAACACUGUUCUAAUCUAUCAACAAGAACUUGUAGUCCAUGGUCAUACUCUGAAGAAACACGUUCAGACAAUGAGACUUUAAAUAUUCCAUUCGAAGAAUCCCCUCAGUUUAAUUCGGAUGAUGUUAAUUAUGUAGUUCCUAGAGUGUCUUCAAGUUAUGUAGAUGAAGAAGUUAUAAAUUUUUUGCAAGAGGAAACCUGCCAGGAACAGGCUAGACCUUUAGGAGAAAUGCCCACCUUAAUUUUUACAAAAAAAUCUAAACUAGAAUCUAUUUGUGGAAUUCAGUUGGAACAAAAAUCUGAAGGCAAAGAAUACGAACCUACACAAGUGUGUAGUGACAGCAGCCCACAUGAAGAUGACUAUGGCUCAGGGGUUAUUAAAGACAUUUGGACAAAUAUGACAGACAGAAAUUCUGCGGCAAUUGUGGAAAUAGAUGGCAUAGAAGAGGAAUUGUUUUCAGCUGAUGUAAAUAAUUAUUGCUGCUGCUUAAAUAAUGAAACAAAGGAAGAAAUUCUUCAAGAUCCAAAUAAAGCUGUGCAGAGAUCAGAAUAUCAUCUUUGGGAAGGUCAGAAAGAGAAUUUGGAGAAAAGAGCUUUCGCUACAAACCGUGUAUCAAAAGUGGACUGUGGCGAUUAUACUACACCUUCCAAACCAUGGGAUGUUAACCCAGAUAAGGAGAGUUCCUUUAUUCUCGGUGGAGUCUAUGGGGAGCUGAAAACGUUUAACAGUGAUGAUGAGUGGGCAGUGGUACCACCCAGUCACCCAAAAGGCAACUUAUUGCAGUGUGCAGCUUCUGAUGUGGUUACAAUAGCAGGUACAGAUGUCUUCAUGACCCCAGGAAACAGCUUUGCCCCCGGCCACAGGCAGUUAUGGAGACCCUUACUAUCAUUUGAACAGAGCGAGCCAUUGAAGUGUGGUGAUCAUGGAUUAAAUAGGGGUUUUUCAUUUAUCUUCCAUGAAGACUUGCUAGAAGCUUGUGGUAAUUUUCAAGGUGAAGAGUCUGGGGUUGAAUAUUCAUUCUCUUCCUUUGACUUGAAUAAUCCAUUUUCACAAGUUCUUCAUGUAGAAUGUACAUUUGAACCAGAAGGAAUUGCAUCCUUCAGCCCUUGCUUUAAACCCAAAUCUAUCCUUUGCUCUGAUUCCGAUAGGGAAGUUUUUCAUCCUAGAAUAUGUGGUGCUGGGAGGACACAGUACAGAGCGAUACGGAUUUCUCCAAGGACUCACUUCCGCCCAAUUUCUGCAUCUGAACUUUCUCCAUGUGGUGGGAGCGAGUCUGACUUUGAAUCAGAGAAAGAUGAGGGGAAUAUUGCUGCCCCUCCUCAAGCCGAAGUGUUUGAUGAUCCACAAGCAGACCUCAAGCCACUGGAAGAGGAUGCAGAAAAAGAAGGGCAUUAUUACGGCAAGUCAGAGCUUGAGUCUGGGAAGUUCCUUCCUAGGUUAAAAAAGUGCGGAAUGGAAAAGAGCGCCCAGACAUCUCUGGAUUCCCAGGAAGAGUCAUCUGGAGUGUUGCUGUCAGAAAAUGAGAAUUCUUGCUUGGAGUGCAGUAUGAAUGAACUACAAGACAUGAGGGCUGUGGAAAGCUCUCAGAUGAGUUGCAAUGUUGUGGAGCCACAAGAAGAGGAAGACAAGUCUUGCAGUUGUAAAGAUGACUCGCACACAGAUAAUCUUGUUUCUCCAGCACAGCCGAAAGAGUUUCCUGGAUUGAAUAACGAUCUUCAGAAAAUAAGCUACAAUCAAGCAAAGCAGUGCUGGUGGGAGAAAGCUCUCUAUACCCCACUCUUCCCUACGCCACAGUAUGAAGAAUGCUGUACAAGUGUCGAGAAGGAGAGUGGUAUUGGAGAAUGUACAGAUAUAAAAGAAAUGCCGCACAGUGAAGAACAUCUUUUAGAUAUUAAUAUGGUUUCUUCUGUUCACGAAGCAAGAUGUGCAAACCCGAGAAGCUGCGAAACAAAAUCAAAUGGCUUCAGGAAGAAACUCUACUCUAGUGACAGCACCAGCUCUGAAGGCACAGCGUCAGAAGGAGGAAAUGGAUGGGUGGAUCCUUGCGAAGAAGAGCUUUUUUCUCGAACUCACUUGUAAAAGUACAAAGUAAAAACCGAUGGUUAAGAUUAGCCUGAGAUGGAAAACUCUCUUCCUGAGAAUCUGUAAUUUGAAAACAAAUUGAGUUUCCCCUUCAGUUAAUGGAUUCAGAAGUGUAUUUAUCUUUCUCUUCUUGGUAUUUUUAUUUUUCAGUAGUUGGGGCACUGCCCCACUGGAAGGCUUUUCUUUUCUCCCUCCAAACUCUUGGCUUCUUGGCUAUUUGGACCUAGAGUAGAUUGUGUUGUCAAAUCAAGAAUGGAUGUGCAUGUGAUUUGUCUUGGUAGUAUCACUGCUCUUUUGCAUUCUAGCUGCAGUUACUUUUAUUUUGAACUGUAGCCCUAUCAGUAUUACUAUCUUACUAGCAUUGCAGUGUCUACAACUAUUCAGAGAUUUUAAUCUUUUAGCACAUUAGGUUUGUUCUUUAAGAUUUGGGAGAUAAAUACUUAACACUGUAAUCUAUCAGUGCCUUUCUGAAUGUGGGCGGAAAGCGUGUGUGGUGUGUCCAGUCUUCAAGAUCGCAUAACUUUGGAGUAGAAAUACUAGGGCUGUGCUUUAGAGACUUUCAGAAACUGUGUUUUCUAUGCUAUGAUCUCUCUUCUUGACUCAGACGAACACAGUUGUUUGUUUCCUUCUUGCUAACUGAGGACUUCAAGGAUUUUUGUAGGCAAGGGGGAAAAACCCAUAAUUUUCUCUCCCCUCCCACCCCACUUUCCCUCUUGU
Messenger RNA from Euleptes europaea (tarantolino), 5301 nucleotides. RefSeq names its product KIAA0232 ortholog. The record is from RefSeq and is a predicted model, not a curated record. The transcript has 9 exons. Bases 388 to 4581 code for a protein of 1397 amino acids. Lineage: Eukaryota; Metazoa; Chordata; Lepidosauria; Squamata; Sphaerodactylidae.